AUGCUACGGGACGUGAACGGUGCGGCGCGGUCGCCGUUCUGGACCAAUCUCCCUUACGCAGACAUACAUCUAUCCAUAACACCAGAUGUUCUCCACCAGCUUUACCAGGGGGUGUUCAAACACGUCGUCACUUGGUGUCAAGAGCUUCUCACCGCAGAGGAACUAGACAGCCGCCUCCGAUGCCUGCCCCCUGCGUACGGCAUCCGUCAUUUCCGUAACGGCAUCUCCUCUCUUUCUCAGAUAUCUGGGAAAGAGAGGAAAGAAAUGGCUCGAGUCCUCCUCGCAUGUCUCGUUGGCAAGGUCUCAAAGUCAACAAUGCUCACCUUCAGGUCUCUGUUGGAUUUCAUCUACUUAGCGCAGUACCCCACGCAUGACGACACUACCUUGGAAUACAUGGAGGAUGCACUCAAGACGUUCCAUGCCAACAAGCAAGUGUUGGUCGACCUCGGUAUACGGGAUGAUUUCAACAUACCUAAAAUCCACUCCCUUCUGCACUAUGUCCAGUCCAUCCGGCUCUUCGGGACGACGGAUAACUACAACACGGAGAUGUUCGAGCGACUUCACAUCGACUUCGCGAAGGACGCUUGGCGAGCAUCAAACCACCGCGACGAGUUCCCGCAAAUGAUGCGGUGGAUCACCCGCAACGAGAAGAUGGCUCUCUAUGAGAUGUUCCAGAGGGAACAACCUCCCCACUCUGUCACAACGGAAGGCGUGGACAUAGCGGGGACAUCUAUCAAAAUAGCGAAGUACGCACCUGCUCCUCAACAAAACCUAGCUAUGGUUCAAACCCGCCAUCACGCACCCGGAUUUACGACCGCACUCGUUCAGUUCAUCAACGCUUUGCAGCCUGACUCACUCCGACUCAACAGACAAGACCUCUCCAGAACGUGGCUGCCGUUCCAGCGCGUCGAUGUCUUCCACAAAUUCGCAUUCACACCUUACGAGCUGGACGACGGGAGAUUGACAUUGAUGUUAGCGGGGAGAGUGAAGGUUAUCUUCGCUCUACCGCGCAAGCUCCCUGCGGUGCAAGGCGGAGGGUCUGCACCUCCAUGGUGGCCACGGGGUCCGCUCGCGUAUGUAGAGUGGUACACUCGCUUCGCGCCUGCGGCUGACUCCUCCCACUUGAUGUAUUCGGUCAAGAAACCGCCGUCCUCAAGCAAUGGUCUGCCACAGGGAAGAUUAUUCCCC
Messenger RNA from Fomitopsis serialis, 1188 nucleotides. RefSeq lists its product as uncharacterized. The transcript is spliced from 3 exons. The annotation marks the transcript as partial. Lineage: Eukaryota; Fungi; Basidiomycota; Agaricomycetes; Polyporales; Fomitopsidaceae. The record is from RefSeq and is a predicted model, not a curated record.